This is a messenger RNA of Nicotiana tabacum (common tobacco), 748 nucleotides long. RefSeq lists its product as uncharacterized. Lineage: Eukaryota; Viridiplantae; Streptophyta; Magnoliopsida; Solanales; Solanaceae. The record is from RefSeq and is a predicted model, not a curated record.
GCUUUUCAACUGAAGUCCAGUCGGUAAAUCUUCUUUGUUCGGUCCACUAUCAGACUACCGGCGAAACGAAGCUUGGGAACUGCAAAAGGAAGGUUACGACAAUCAACGUCUCCGGGAAUGAGUGCAGGGGGAGCAUUUGGUGGAAAUAGAGGACUGAGACCAGUGCCGCCUGAAAAAGGAGUUUUUCCGCUGGACCAUAUGCAUUUAUGUGACCUGGAGAAGAAAGAGUACCUCAAUUGUCUUAAAUCCUCUGGGCAUAAAUCUGACAACUGUCGACACCUCUCUAAGAAGUACCUGGAGUGCCGUAUGGAGAAGAACCUGAUGGCAAAGCAAGACAUGUCAGAACUUGGCUUUGGCAAGAACUAUGAUGCAGAAGAUUCUUCAGAUGAAAUGACCAAUGGAACAAUAGAAAAAUGAAGAAUGAAGAAAAUAAUCCUUAAACUUGUUAAGUAUUUUCUGGGAUUUUUUCAGAAGCCUGGGUAGAAGCUUUACUAUUGUCACUUUGACAACUUUCACAGUUGCAUACAGGAGAUCAUCUUUUUCCAUGUGUAUUCUUUUCUACCCCAAAUCAUUGCUCAUUAUCUCACAUACUUCAUUUUGUUACCUCCUUUUUCCUUUUCUUCUUGUGAUUAUGUGUACCUGAAGGCAAAAAUGUAUAGCAAUAGAGAAGGAGAAGGAAAACGAUAAAACGAGGAAAUGUAUGCACAUUCAGGCUAAUGAUCAUUAUGUUUCUUCCUAAUCUCUUUUA